Messenger RNA from Plasmodium vivax (malaria parasite P. vivax), 3441 nucleotides. RefSeq names its product AAA family ATPase, putative. The record is from RefSeq and is a predicted model, not a curated record. Lineage: Eukaryota; Apicomplexa; Aconoidasida; Haemosporida; Plasmodiidae. Gene Ontology annotation, cellular component: chloroplast thylakoid. The coding region runs from base 1 to 3441 and encodes 1146 amino acids. The transcript has 2 exons. Gene Ontology annotation, molecular function: ATP binding; ATP hydrolysis activity; ATP-dependent peptidase activity. Gene Ontology annotation, biological process: proteolysis.
AUGAAGGGGCGCGGCGAGCGGAGAACGAACAUCGAGCAGGUGAUGAGCGACUACCUCAUCAACCUGAGCUACUUGUACAAGAACUCGCAGUCGCAGUCGCAGGGGCAGUCGCUGAGUGACCAUGAGAGGGGCGAGGGGAAGGUGCGCAGGGCGAGCAGCUCCCGAGCGGAGCUGAUUCGGCCGGAGGGCCUGCUCGCGGGCAAGAGGGAGAGUGGAAGCCACGAAAGAAGUGGUAACGGACGGAGCAGCCAUGAAAGAAGCGGCAACGGGAGGGGCAGCCACGGACAGAGCAGCCGCAGCAGCAGCUGCAGCGCCAGCACGAACGACGGGGAGUCCCCUGAAGGCGCCAAGGGCAAGGUGACCCACUACGACCAAAUGCUCAACGCCAUCUUCCCCCCGAGGGAGAGGGAGAUCUACCUCCACCUGAGGAAGGCUCUCCAAACGCAAAAGCACUUGGCAGAUGUGGAGGCCUGCGAGUACCUCUUCUGCUACCUCUUCGUGCUGGCCAUGAAGAAGAUGUUCUACACGAUCGUUUUGCAGCGGAGGGGGGAGCAUGAGGAACGGAGUGCGGGUGAGGGGGGCCCAAAUGAGUAUAAAGGAGGGGACUCACGUGUGUGUAAAGGGGAGGACCCAAAUGAGUAUAAAGAGGAGGAACCAAUUGAGUGCAAAGGGGAAGACCCAAAUGAGUGUAAAGGGGAAGACCCAAAUGAGGGCAAACCGGACGGGGGAGAGCCAGAAAAAGCUGGGGCACAACCGGGAGAUGACCCCCCUGGAGGAGCCCCCCCAGAGAAAGCGCAAACGGAGAAAGCGCAAACGGAGAAGGCGCAAACGGAGAAGGCGCAAACGGAGAAGGCGCAAACGGAGAAGACUCAAACGGAGAAGACUCAAACGGAGAAGACUCAAACGGAGGAGCUGCUGGAGGAUGGCUGCGACAACUUCGGAAGGAACUACAUCUACCUGCUGCUGGAAGCGCUGCGGAACAACAAGGCAUAUUGGCUGAUCCCUCUGAGCGUUCUGUCGUGCGGCUACCUCUGCUACAGAAUGAAGGGGAGGGUAGCUGCCUGCAUCAACAGCUAUUACCUCAACGUAACGAAGUACUUCACGAGCAUCUUCCCCACCCCAGGGGUUCCCGGAGACGCAGCAAUUUCAAAGGAUUACAAUCACUUCUUUCAUAACAUACAGAAGAACAACGUUCGGACGAUUCUGUUUAACCCCUCCAAUAACACCUUCACGUACCUCCUAAGCAAGGCGACUCUCCCCAAGGGGGGGGCAAAUAUAAAUAUAUUUAACUCAAAUAGGGUGGCGACUCUCCCGUCUCCAUCCACCCAAGAAGAGACCAACAAUGUGUAUACCAUAUUUUAUAACGAUUACAUUAUGAAGUUUUUAUUAAAAAAUAAAUUCUACGAAAAUGUUGAGAUCAAAUUGGAUGACAAAAUGAUGAAGAUGUCCUUCGCAGAAUUUAUUAAAAAGAAUCUCCUAGACAUUGUAACGUAUGGUCUCUCCUUGGCUACGUUCUUCUAUCUCUAUGAGCGCAAUUUGUCCCUUUCAUCUCCUUUUUCCAGCCCAGAUUGGUCCCUCCACAGCAGAAAUAGGUGUAACUCCCUCAGUGAUGUUAUCCUAAAUGAUAGUACGAAGAAGGACAUAAAGGGAAUUUUAUUUUUUCUUUUAUUUUCGAAAAUGUUCCCGGAGAGUUCCCACCUGUCUGGCUACAACACCAUUCUGUUUACGGGAGAGACUGGCACGGGGAAGAGCCUACUAGCCAAAGCGAUUGCCAAGGAGCUGGACGUAGAAUUCAUUCACCUCUCGGGAUCCACCUUCAUAGAGCUAUACAUCGGCAACGGGGCCUCCAAACUCAGGAGCCACUUUAAGAGAGCCAAACGCACUUCCAAAUCGGUCCUCCUCUUCAUCGACGAGAUCGACAGCAUUGGAUUAAGCAGAUGCAUGAACCACGAGGGGGGGGGGAACAACGCCAACCACGAGUACACGCAGACGUUAAAUCAGCUGCUUAUAGAAAUGGACUCUCUGCAUGAGUAUAACCGGGAGCAGCUCCUCAUGGGAUCGCGCGGCCGCCAUAGGGGGGGGGGCUUCCUUUCCGGUGUCAGGAGGGCCUUCAUGGAGCUCCUCUCUCCAGGUGCGCAGCCCGCAGACGAGCGCAGCGAGGGGGGCCCCCACCCAGAGGGACGCCGCCACCCCAACGGCUACGAAGUGAUGCAGUACUACCUGAGCAACGACUUGACGCUGCAGGAGGUGGAGGAGCUCUUCAACCUGAGGAGGCACCGGGCGGGCAAGUUCAUCCUCUUCAUCGGGGCCACCAACCGCUACAAGAUGCUCGACCCUGCCUUGGUGCGCUCGAAGCGAUUCGACAAGGUCAUUCACUUCCACCUGCCCAACCUGUUCACGCGCCGGAGGCUCUUCGAGUUUUACCUCGCCAAGUAUGCAGCGGCGGCGCCAACCAUGGGAGCGGUGCCAAGCACGGCGGUGAGGCUCUCCCCGACGCCGCCGCUCUCCUCCCCGAUGAGGCACAAAUUCGGCGGCCGCUUCAACGCGCUGCACCCCGGGGCCGCGGACAAGUACGAGCACCUCUUGAAGUCGCUCAGCAGGGGCGGGGGCGGCGAUCAGGAGGGCAGCUAUGGGGAGGACCGCUAUAAGGAGGGUCGAUAUGGGGAGGACCGCUAUAAGGAGGACCGCUACUCGGAGGAUCGCUACCCGGAUGGCCGCUACUCGGAGGACCGCUAUGCAGACUGCCCCGUCGACACGCUGGCGCUGUCCCUGCUGACGACCCUGUUCAACUGCGCCGACAUAGACGAGAUAGUGCACUCGGUGCAGAUGAAGAGCCUCACGCGGAGCGGUCAGCAGCGCCACCCGCAGAGCUAUCAGCAGAGCUAUAAGCAGCACCCCCCGCACCGACAAAGCCACAACCUCGGCAGCGCCCUCUUCGAGGUGGUCGACUCAGCCCUAUUUAACAAAUUCACGCACGACAGCCACGGGGAGAAGCUCAGCGCCCAGGGGAGCAAAACGGAGACGAGUGGCUCCAACGGGGGCGCAAACGGAAAGCUCAGCGGCAACAACUGGUGCACAGAUGCAGACUACGACGACUACCUCUCCAAGUUUGUUCUCUUCUGUAACGAUGAACUGGAAAAAAGGAUAAACGGCCAGGAGAGUAGGAGGAACGAGCAGAGGGCAGGAGGGCACGAAGGACACGGGGGACACUCGCAUGGGGAAGCACUAACGUUUGAAGACCUCCUAUUUUUUAAGGACUUCGAAAAGCUGAAGAUAAAGAUUUGGCGAGACGAGGAUAUGAACUUCCUCCUUCAGAAUGGCUUUUGCGUCAACGGCGGGUUUGCUCCGCCCGGCAGGAGCUACCACCUCUGCCUCUUGUGGAGGUCCAUCGAAAGCUUUUACGCGGCCCUCCACGCGAGCUGCCGCCGGGCCGACCCCUAG